AUGAACAGCGACCGCGAGCGCGUCAUUUUGCAUGAGUGGCCUCGCGAUCCUGAUGGACCAACUGUUCGAGAACCACCACCUCAAGGGGUUCGUACACCAAACAAUAUACCUUGGGGACAUACACUGGAUGAUUUCUACUGGAUUCGUCCUUUCCCUGGCGCGAAGUUAAAAUCAAUUUGGACGCGAAGCAUGCUGGAUGAAUUCGGCGAGAACUUUGGUGAACAGCCUGGAGUUCCACAAGUUGAACCGCGUCGCUUGAGACCGUGGCCACUGCUCAAGGUGCCGAAUGACGACGCGCUUUUCGGGUUAGUGGACGAGACGUGCAAUAGGGAUCAUUCGCUCAAGCCCCGACGUUUCCAUGCUGUCAAGAGUACUGUAUUUGAAUCCACAAAGGAAAAAAUAGAAUGGUCCGCGGAGCCAGCACCGAUGAACGAUGACGCACCCCCCGCAACCAAAGAAUCCAUCCUCGAAGGGGCUGUGAAGUCGCAGGACAGGCUGCCGGAAGAUGAUGGCAAGGACGAUGAAUCGGCCAUGGCCGAAGUCUUCGUUCAGGCUGAUGAUAAUAUAACGGGUGGCUUUGUCUUAGAAUCCAGCAUAGAAGGAGAGACAGGAGACAGACAAAAUUGUACAGGUCUGAGAUCGACGUCCCCGAAAAAGAGAGAUGUGAAGACAAACAUGAUGUGGCGACAGGUAGUAAAGAAGUUCUCUACAACUAUUGCUUCGGACCUCAAUCUGAUGAUAAAAGCAGAAGACGACACCAAGAAGGAUGAAUCAGAAGUUAUUGUCGAAACUCAUGACGACCUUACACCCGCGGAACGACAGGCAAUGGAGUCCUUUAUGACUACGGAUUAUGAGACGGUUCAAAAACUUGAGGAACGCAUCCCCGAAGAAUACUUUCCUGACAUACUCCUCGUCAACGACCCUUCCGGCUUCACGAUGAGUGACGUUCCAUUUCUUAGCCGUCCGUCGCGUAUGCUGCCUGUACGCUAUAAACGUGUUUGGCCGAAGCUGAAGCGCGAUGGCGAGCCGGCCACGCUCUUUAACAAUGACCUCCAUUGCCCUUCGGCGUUCCACUGGACACCGACACAGACGGAGAGGUACGCUGCUAGUGAGUGUCGAAGAAUCGCUACGCUCGACCUUUCGGGUGCACCACUUCUCGGCAAGGGCGGCCAUUCUGCCGUCCGGAAGGCCGGAAUACGACUUCCAGUACCUCUCACGACGCAGACAGGCGACCCACACGUUUCCGUAGCUGCAAAACUGGCGUUUUCUCUUAGUGAAGAUCGGGAGUUGCUUGAAAAUGAGGGACGAAUCUACGACACGUUCCCCGAUCAUCUGCAGGAGAGCUACUGCGGCUAUAACUUGGUAGCUUCGAUGGACCACCCUGUCCCCGUGGGUGCGUGUGUGCCCAAGUUCUUUGGGUAUUAUGUACCUGUUCAGGAGGAGGAAGAAGCUAGUCGGAGGCAAGAAGCACUGAACAGAAUCAAGAAAGAGGUGGAAAGAAGACGGGAACGAGAGGCGAAGAGAGAAGCUAAGAAGAUAGGCGUGGACGAGGCGGUAGAAUCUACCGAUGCAGACGGAAAAUCAGCGGAAGAAGAGGACGACUAUAGUGGCGAGGAUGAUGAAGAUAACUUCUACGAACAUUCACCUCUACAAGACGAAGAAAUUCGUUCCCCCAUUCUCUUGCUCGAAGAGUGUGGGACGCCUAUCGAACCGGAAGAGUUUUCAGAAGAUGAGAGAUCUGAAUGCUUCUCACUGGUGCUUCGCCUUCAUCAUGCAGACUUUGUGCACAACUCGCUGUAUCCUCGCAACAUUUUGCGACAGCCAGGUCCUCUUACCGUGCGACCGUCAGAGCGAUCGUUGAAGACGCCGAGUUUCAGGAUUAUUGAUUUUGGGAGAGGAGAGUUUGUGCCGUUAUUUGUGGAGAAGUUCCUUGAGAUCCUGUGGAGACUGGGACCACCGAUGGUCUGGACGAGAGAAGAAAUGGAGAGGGUCAAAGAAGUGUUGGAGAUGGGGAAAGAGGAGGCGGUUCGUUGGUUUAAUGACAGUCCCGGAUCCGAAUUGCGGAAAGCCGCGAGAAUCCUAUAUGUCAACGAUUAUCAGUUAUAG
Messenger RNA from Guyanagaster necrorhizus, 2106 nucleotides. RefSeq lists its product as uncharacterized. The transcript is spliced from 11 exons. The record is from RefSeq and is a predicted model, not a curated record. Bases 1 to 2106 code for a protein of 701 amino acids. Lineage: Eukaryota; Fungi; Basidiomycota; Agaricomycetes; Agaricales; Physalacriaceae. Gene Ontology annotation, molecular function: ATP binding.